GGUCGGUAAGGAAGCCGAGAACUCGCUUUCCCGAUAGGCACCGCGGCACUUGAAGGCGCCAGCCUAAUUUCACUCCCUGCGGGCCCUCCCCCGUCCCUACUCCCUACCUCCACUUUCCGGCGUAGCAGUUUGGAAUAGGAAAGGAGACCCUUAUAAGAGAGCGCCUGUCCGCCUGAGCCACAACUACAGUUCCCAGAAUGCACCGGAAAAGCACUUGGGUGUCCCGUUAACGCCCCUCUUUCCCAAACUCGGCGGAGACCGGCAGCGGCUUCGAGGCGGAAGUAUUCCUCGGGGGCCUGGAGGGUUGGGGGACUUUUACCUACUUCGGUGGAACUGCCUGUGGGAUGUCGGUGCUGGAGGAGGUGAGGGUUGCAUAGGCUCAGAAAACUAUGAACACUUCAGAGAGCUGGGUCCUAAGUGGUUCCUCAUUAGCAUCCCAAGUUCAUGCUGCUGCUGUUAAUGGAGAUAAGGGUGCUCUCCAAAAGCUGAUGGCAGGAGACCGUGACCUGAAAGACAAAGAAGAUCAGUUUGGGAGAACCCCUCUCAUGUACUGUGUGUUGGCUGACCGUGUCGAUUGUGCAGAUGCCCUCCUGAAGGCAGGAGCAGAUGUUAAUAAAGCUGAUCACAGCCAGAGAACAGCACUCCAUCUUGCAGCACAAAAGGGAAAUUAUCGUUUCAUGAAACUCUUACUCACUCGUAGAGCAAACUGGAUGCAAAAGGACUUAGAAGAAAUGACUCCACUGCAUUUAACAACCCGACAUAAAAGUCCUAAAUGUUUGGCCCUUCUGUUAAAGUUUAUGGCACCAGGAGAAGUGGAUACACAGGACAAAAAUAAGCAAACUGCUCUGCAUUGGAGUGCCUAUUACAAUAACCCAGAGCAUGUGAAGCUUCUAAUAAAACAUGAUUCCAAUAUUGGAAUCCCUGAUAUUGAAGGAAAGAUCCCACUUCAUUGGGCAGCUAACCACAAAGAUCCUAGUGCUGUCCAUACUGUCAGAUGUAUCCUGGAUGCUGCUCCCACUGAAUCUUUGCUGAACUGGCAGGAUUACGAAGGGCGGACACCUCUUCACUUCGCAGUUGCUGACGGCAAUGUGACGGUGGUUGACGUUUUGACCUCCUAUGAAAGCUGUAACAUCACGUCUUAUGAUAACUUAUUUAGGACACCCCUUCACUGGGCUGCCCUACUUGGUCAUGCGCAAAUUGUCCAUCUUCUUUUGGAAAGAAACAAGUUGGGAACCAUUCCAUCUGAUAGCCAAGGAGCAACACCACUCCAUUAUGCAUCCCAGAGUAAUUUUGCAGAGACAGUGGAAGUGUUUUUGAAACAUCCCUCUGUGAAGGAUGAUUCAGACCUCGAGGGAAGGACAUCCUUUAUGUGGGCAGCGGGAAAAGGCAGUGAUGAUGUCCUUCGGACAAUGCUGAGCUUAAAAUUGGACAUUGAUAUCAACAUGACAGACAAAUAUGGAGGUACAGCUUUACAUGCAGCUGCCCUUUCUGGCCAUGUCAGCACUGUGAAAUUAUUACUGGACCAUCACGCUCAGGUGGAUGCUACAGACGUCAUGAAGCACACUCCUCUAUUCCGAGCCUGUGAAAUGGGCCACAAGGAAGUGAUUCAGACACUUAUAAAAGGUGGAGCAAGGGUCGAUCUAGUGGACCAAGAUGGCCAUUCUCUUCUUCACUGGGCGGCCCUGGGAGGAAAUGCUGAUGUUUGUCAAAUAUUGAUUGAAAAUAAAAUCAAUCCAAAUGUGCAAGAUUAUGCAGGAAGAACCCCCUUGCAGUGUGCUGCAUAUGGAGGCUACAUUAACUGCAUGGCUUUACUCAUGGAAAAUAAUGCAGACCCUAACAUACAGGACAAAGAGGGCAGAACAGCGCUGCAUUGGUCCUGUAACAACGGCUACCUAGAUGCUAUAAAAUUGCUACUCAGUUUUGCGGCUUUUCCCAAUCAGAUGGAAAACAAUGAAGAAAGGUACACACCUCUUGAUUAUGCUUUGCUUGGGGAGCACCAUGAAGUAAUUCAAUUCAUGUUGGAACACGGAGCUCUGUCAAUAGCAGCUAUUCAAGACAUUGCUGCUUUCAAAAUCCAGGCUGUCUACAAAGGGUACAAGGUCAGGAAGGCAUUUCAGGACCGAAAAAAUCUCCUAAUGAAGCACGAACAGCUGAGAAAGGAUGCUGCUGCCAAAAAACGUGAAGAAGAAAGCAAGAGGAAAGAAGGAGAACACCAAAAGGGAACGCUGAACCACAUGAAGGGCCGAACACAAGCACAGAAGCUUCCAGAGAAGCGAACCCCAGCCACCAGGCCUCCACAGCCGCCCAGCAAACCCACGAUUAUUCCUGGCAAACCACCAUUCUCCAGCAAUGCCUCUCCAAGCCGAAUGGGAAAAAACAGAGGGUCCCCAGGAGUGUCCCCAGACAUAGCAAACAGAAAAGAGCAAUUUCCUUCCACAGAAAAACAGGGAGAAAAUCACCAAAGACAAAAAGAAUCAACCAGAGAGCAUUCCAAAGGCAAAGUUCCUUCUGUCCACUUUGGCCCCAAUGAAAGGGAUAAUGAACACAAGCCUCAGGUGGCCAUUUCUAAGUCAGAAGGUGAGAAAAGCCAAGAAUCGCCAUCUCUCAGAGGAAAGGGUGUCCCAAGGCAUGCCUCUUCUAGUAAGGCAAGGGGAGCUGGAGAGAAGUUAGAAGAUCGGACGCGGACAGUGGCUUGUAGCGGUGAGCCCUUGGACAGAAUAGCAGCAAUGAGCUUGCCGAAUUCUAACUGCCCAGUUGGAAACUUGAGGCACCGCAAGCACCGCGAAACGGUAUCAAGGACCAAAGUGUACUCGAUGAAAAGACAAAGUAAAGAGCUAAAAGGAGAGAGGUGCUCUCCGGCUGGUUCUAGCAGGCCUGGAAGUGCCAAAGCGGAACCCUCUUACCCAGGGAAUGAGGCUUCAUGUCAUCGGGGACAAAGAAGCAGAGGGGCAGAUAAUGAAGUUGUGGGAAGAGUUUGCUCUGGGCUACCAAGUAAAACAGGAUUGGCAAGACCCGGGCCCAAUAACACAGGGAUGCACCCCAUGCCUGGUGACAGGCUGAACUCGGUGAAGACAAAAACAGCAAAUGCAGGUGAUCGUUUGUCCUCCCCAGUGGGGCAGAAUUUCAAUAUUGAACUUCUCCCAUUGGAGAGCCGGCUGAUGAUCAUUGAAAAAGAAAGAACAAGGAAAGAGUUGUUCCGGAAAAAGAACCACGCUGCUGCUGUGAUUCAGAGGGCCUGGAGAAGUUACCAGCUACGAAAGAAACUGUCAGAGCUUUGCAGCGCUCGGCGACGGGGUGAAGAAGGUGAAGACAAGUGGAGACAAGAGAGGGCCACCUUUCUCUUCCAGGUUGCCUGGAAGAAACAGCUGAACCCCAAGGCCUUGAAACCAGUCUCGUCCUGUAAAACUACCAAAUCUACCAGCAAGAGCAACUCGCUCAUCAAACAAAACAAGCAAACUGUCCUCCAACAGAUCUAUGGAUGCUCUCAGGAAGGGAAAGUACAUCAUUCCAUGAGACCUUCAUCAAAGCCUCCUCUCUCUGCGAUGCACCUGAUUUCAGUAAGCAACCUGCAGUAUGUACACUUGCUUGAGAAUAAUGGAAAAUCAAAGAACUUCUCUUACAACAUGAGACCAGCCACUGAGGUGAAAACAAGAAAUCAAAAAUCCAGUCACUAAAGAAUUGUCUUCAUGAGAGAUGGGACAACUAAAACAGUUGAUUCUGUUAGCAAAAUCACCAAAUUUUACAUUUCAGUCACUUUAAAAAAAUCUAGCCAUGAAAUGGGGCAAUGUUUACAGAAGUUCAAAACUGACUUCUGAGUAUGUUUUCUUGCUUAUGAGGUCUAAGCUGGAACAGUUUUUAUUACAGUUUAUUUUAUAAAUGUUCUCACUAUCAUGACUGGGAAACAUAGUUGUUACUAGGAUUAUUAAGCCUAUGCCAUUUCUCUGAAAGACCAUGCAGAUGAUAGUAUUUUUUCUCAGUCUACGUCAAUUUGGGGCUAUUUAUUAAAAUGUCAGGGAAGGAUGGUGAUUAGCAAAACAAGGAGUAAACUGUAUAAUGAUUGCUUGUGAGGCUAGGACUUCCCCCAUGAACUGCUGCUAUGAAAAUAAGCCAGAGUAAUAAUGCAUCCUAAAUAAAGUAAGCACUUUUAAAUGGUAUUGAAUGACAGUCCCGUUAAAUGAAUUCACUAUUGUUUCUAAGUCAGUAGCCUCAACACAACUUCUACCACUUUUGCCUCAUCCUGAGGUUCUCCUAACCCCAUUAAAACCUUCAGCUAUAAAGUUUCUCUUAGAUUAGAAGCAGGACCUGAAGUUCUAACUCCCUGUCUUCAACAAAAAAUAAUUUUAUUAAACUUUGAUUUUCACUUUGGCUAUUAGAUGGUAAUAAGUUAACAUUUAUAUAACACUUUAAAAGUUUGCAAAGUGCUUUACCUGUUAGCUCAUUUUAAUAUUAGUACCAUCGAACAGAUUGCUAACAGGUUGAAUGGUCAGGCCCAAAGAGUAAUCUCAUUCAGCAUGAACUUGGAAGGACUACAGUAGAAUACCUAAAGAUUUGUGUUAUUUAACAUUUUUGUUAACUUUCGCAAAGAAUUUUAGCACUUAUCACAGAGGCAAAAUAUUUUGAUGUUUAUAAGUGGAAAGAGUCAGGACAAGCCAUUUUUGUCCCCUAUAGAAUGUUAAAAGUUAAAAUCUAAGCUAAAACUUAGCAAGUUAAAAGCUUGUCAGGGAGAUACACAUGCAACUUAUCACAAUAUAAGUACUUAUGGACCAUGAAAUACAGACCCUUCAUUAUUAAAAAUGCACGUUUAAGUCAUAUCGAAAUGCCCAUCUCUAGUUGCUACCCUACUCCAGUGACCUCAUCUCCAAUGUUCACUGGUGAACAUCCCAACAGGGAAUGGGUUAAGCAAGAGAAGCUGUGUUCUUAACUUACACUUGUUUUCUCUGUCCUGAACCAGGGGAGGGGAGAAAAGAGGAAUUAUUCAAAUCAGAUCCAAAUUAGUAUUGGAAAUUUUACCAGUACUGGCUACUCACAUGACCCCUCCAGUUCUGAACUGUAUCCAAAAGUAUUUCUACACAUCCUAGGGGAACUAUUUGGUCAGAUACAAAUGAAUGAUGAAUAAGAGCAUAGAAUUCUAUUUUCUUUUUGAGAUGACUACUUUUAAUUGGGAAGUUUCCACAAGAAGGAAAAGAGAAGUGCUAGUGAACUUUACUACUUGUAUUUCCCAUUGAGUAAUUAUGACACAUUAACCACAGUAUGAGCUAUAAAAUGUUUUACCAACUACAGAUAGCUAGAAGAAAACUCUUCUCUGAAUGUAUAAAUCUCAAUAGUCUAGAUCAUCUAGAUUAACUGGUGAGAUGGCCAGUGUUACAGACAGAUGGCUACAUAGUGAUAAGACACUCUACCUUAAUGGAAUAAGAGAACAUUAUAGUACAGAAAAAUAAUAUGAAACCCACUAUCAGGAUUUUGUCACAGAAAAUGUUUGAAAUACAUAUCUCAUUUUAACAUCACACGUUGAAAAAAAAAUGAAACACAGUGACUGACUAAUGGAGUGGGGAGCUUCAUUGUAUAUAUAAAGACAAAAAGGAGCAAAUGGACUUGAAACUGUCGUGCUUUUGUUCAUUUCUCUAUUAUACAUAAUCGGUAGUGCCCUUUGAUAAGAGUAUUUUUUAAUACUCAAUAAU
Vombatus ursinus (common wombat) is the source of this 5678-nucleotide messenger RNA. RefSeq names its product inversin-like. NCBI's taxonomy places the organism in Eukaryota, Metazoa, Chordata, Mammalia, Diprotodontia, Vombatidae. Gene Ontology annotation, biological process: protein localization to ciliary inversin compartment. The transcript is spliced from 17 exons. The record is from RefSeq and is a predicted model, not a curated record. The coding region runs from base 390 to 3674 and encodes 1094 amino acids. Gene Ontology annotation, molecular function: protein binding. Gene Ontology annotation, cellular component: ciliary inversin compartment.